Messenger RNA from Lemur catta (Ring-tailed lemur), 582 nucleotides. RefSeq names its product interferon lambda-1-like. The coding region runs from base 1 to 576 and encodes 191 amino acids. Lineage: Eukaryota; Metazoa; Chordata; Mammalia; Primates; Lemuridae. Gene Ontology annotation, molecular function: cytokine activity. The record is from RefSeq and is a predicted model, not a curated record. Gene Ontology annotation, biological process: cell surface receptor signaling pathway via JAK-STAT; innate immune response; defense response to virus. The transcript has 5 exons.
AUGGCUGCAGCGGGGAUCCUGGUGCUCGUGACUGUGGUGCUGGGCUUGGCCAGGGCUGGCCCCGUCCCCACUUCGAAGCCCACCGCAACUUGGAGGGGCUGCCACAUUGGCAGUUUCAAAUCUCUGUCACCACGGGAGCUGGACACCUUCAAGAAGGCCAAGGAUGCCUUGGAAGAGUCACUCUUGCUGAAAAACUGGCGCUGUGGCUCCCGUCUCUUCCCCAGGCCCUGGGACCUGAGGCAGCUGCAGGUGUGGGAGCGCCCUGUGGCCCUGGAGGCUGAGCUGGGCCUGACACUGAAGGUCCUGGGGGCCGUGGCUGACACAGCCCUGGGGGACGUCCUGGACCAGCCCCUUCGCACCCUGCGCCACAUCCAGUCCCAGCUUCAGGCCUGUGGUCCGGCUCCGCCCAUGACAGGCCCCAGGCCCCGGGGCCGCCUCCAGCACUGGCUGCACCGGCUCCAGGAGGCCCCGAGGAAGGAGUCCCCUGGCUGCCUGGAGGCCUCUGUCACAUUCAACCUCUUCCGCCUCCUCACUCGGGACCUGAAAUGUGUUGCCAGUGGACACCUUUGUACCUGAGAACCU